GAACUACAAACAAAGAUGUAAAAGUCUGUCUUUUAAAACAGCAACAAAAUAAUCCAAAAUCCUGCCAGUUGGAGAACCUUUCCCACCCCACAACCCUAGGUACAAGAGAAUGCGUUGCCAUUGGGCAGCACCUUGCGUUACAUACAGUCUGCAUCCUGCCUCCCCAUCACUGUAGCAAGCGAUGACAGUCACUGACGGUGUGGCUACAAGUGCCACAGAGUGAAGUUUCAGGAAGGUCGUUCAGUGCUGUGCCUAAACUCUCAUCUGAGAGAACAGUAGCAGCAGCAAUAGCGCAGCAGCGGUAUUUGUUACAUCAUGGCGGAGCCAAGUGAGUCACCGCUCCAUGGCCAGCAGCCCCAACAAUCUCCACAGCAACCCGCUGGUUGGCCGAUCAACCGGGAAGCCUACGAGCUCCAGGAAGUCAUCGGUAGUGGGGCAACUGCAGUUGUGCAAGCCGCUUUAUGCAAACCUAGGCAAGAGAGAGUGGCCAUAAAAAGAAUAAAUUUGGAAAAAUGUCAGACCAGUAUGGAUGAACUGCUAAAAGAAAUUCAAGCUAUGAGCCAAUGCAGUCACCCAAAUAUUGUGACAUACUACACAUCAUUUGUUGUCAAGGAUGAAUUGUGGUUAGUAAUGAAGCUUUUAAGUGGAGGUUCCAUGCUAGAUAUAAUAAAAUAUGUAAUCAACAGAGGAGAACAUAAAAAUGGUGUACUUGAAGAAGCAAUAAUAGCAACUAUUCUUAAAGAAGUAUUGGAAGGCUUAGAUUACCUGCAUAGGAAUGGACAAAUACACAGAGAUCUGAAAGCUGGGAACAUACUUUUGGGAGAAGAUGGAUCAGUGCAAAUAGCAGAUUUUGGAGUCAGUGCUUUUCUUGCAACAGGAGGGGAUGUCACAAGGAACAAAGUCAGAAAAACAUUUGUUGGAACUCCAUGUUGGAUGGCUCCAGAAGUUAUGGAACAGGUGAGAGGUUAUGACUUCAAAGCUGAUAUCUGGAGUUUUGGGAUAACAGCCAUUGAACUAGCAAGUGGAUCCGCCCCAUAUCACAAAUAUCCUCCAAUGAAGGUGCUAAUGUUGACCCUACAGAAUGACCCACCUACAUUAGAAACUGGAGUAGAAGACAAAGAAAUGGUAAAAAAGUAUGGAAAAUCCUUUAGAAAAUUAAUAUCGAUGUGCCUGCAGAAAGAUCCUGUUAAAAGGCCUACAGCAGCUGAACUUUUAAAAAGCAAAUUCUUCCAGAAAGCCAAGACCCGAGAGUAUUUGAUAGAGAAACUUCUUACUAAAACACCAGAUAUAGGUCAGAGAGCAAAAAAGGCUGAGCAGAACCCUGGGAAAACAAGCAUGGUGUCGGGUUCUGAAAAAGAACAAGAUGGCAACCGAAGGGUGAGAAGGGUACCUGGUUCCAGUGGCCAUCUCCACAAAACGGAGGAUGGAGAUUGGGAAUGGAGUGAUGAUGAAAUGGAUGAGAAGAGUGAAGAAGGGCAGGCAGCAGUAUCACAAGAACGGUCACGAAGACUAUCAGAAGAAGAAGAAGAAGCAGGAAGUGGAGAGAGUCUUGUGAAUGCUAACAGCAUCCCGGCACAAGUCCAAGGGCUUUCUAUCCAGGAAAAUCAGACAAAACUUACACAGCAGCCCAAGCCUCCAGUAAAUCAGUCUCCAGUGAAUCUUGUUCUGCGGUUAAGGAACUCAAGAAAAGAGCUAAAUGAUAUACGUUUUGAAUUUACUCCUGGAAGAGAUACUGCUGAUGGAGUUUCUCAGGAACUGUUCUCUGCUGGCCUUGUUGAUGGACAUGAUGUAGUUAUAGUGGCUGCUAACUUGCAGAAAAUAGUCGACGAUCCAAAGACAUUUAAGUCAUUAACCUUUAAAUUGGCUUCAGGCUGUGAUGGAACAGAAAUUCCUGAUGAGGGGAAACUGAUUGGGUUCGCUCAACUGAGUGUUAGCUGAUGUCUCUAGCAUGAACUGACUGCAGCGCACAGGGUACUUAGAACAUGGAUGACAGAGAAGGGAAGAGCACCAUGCAUACAAAGUCCUGUUUCAUUCUCCAGCAACUCACAGUACAAGACCUAGCUAGCACUGCCCAUUGCUGAUAUGGAAGACAACUAUUUUCUUUGAGAAGAUGCUCCUUUUGCAGAAUGAAUAGUAGAAAAAAAAAUAUUGCUUAUGUAAGCGAGUGGUUCCAUUCAUGGAUGUAAAAGACAAGGAACUUUCUGUUACAGAUAAGAUUUUGUUUUCUGAGCAACUGUUUUAUGAUAUGCUUCUUGAAAUAAUUUAUUAAGGAAGUUGUCUUGCUUAAAAUUUUAUUUUUUUUUUCAAUUAAAAGUGUGCUGUUAUUCAUACUGAAAUUACUUUUUGCUUCAAUUAUGAAUUUAAAAUCACUUUUGUAUGCACACGACCAUCAUUGUUUUAAAAGUGAUUUAUGAAAAUGACAUAGUUAAUAUAAUAUUCUAAUAUGAAUAGAACAAUUUGCAAUUAUUUAUAUAGUAACUGUGUGCUCUGGUACUGCCAUGAAUGAUUUGUGGAAACUGAAUGAGAUUUCAGACAAAACUGCAAGCAAGAAAAUCUGUAGUACAUUAUAUUGUUUACUUUGUUGGGUGUGGAAGGUGCCUUGUAAUGAUAAUGUUUUAAUAAAUGUGCCUAAGUUGCCUGCCUGGAAAACAUGCAAAUAAACAACUGCAAAAUAUAUUACAAAGGGGGAGAAAAUGUACAAAAAUAUUGCAGGUUUAGGUCACCUACUGUUUUCUGAAAUAUCUCAAGACAUUCUUAAUUUAAAGAAGCUCUCACCAUAUUCUGUUCUCACUUAGUCUUAAAGGUUGCCAUCUUAUAAAGUAUUGAAGAAAAUAUGGUCUUUAUUAUAAAAUAUAAAUAUCAAAAAGUAUACUUAAAAGGUGUGGGCUUUGUGCAAUGAUGAAAAAUGACUCUUUUAACUUAAGAUAUGCGAAGACACCCUGAAAGCCUUUGUAUGUUGCUGAUGUCUGUUGUUGUAUGAUCUAUAAUAUAAAAUGCAAAGCUAAUAUAUUUUAAAAUUUAGUUACACUUUUUAGGCUUGUCUCUCACAAAAAAAAAUUAAUUUCUGUGUCUAACCCAAUGCUAUUAUAUGAUCAGUUUGCACUGAAUGAAAAAAAUAUCAACACAAACAUGGCAGUUCCAAUGUACAUUUGAAACAGAAAUACAGCUACUUAUGAAAGUGUGUGUGUGUGUGUGUGUGUGUGUGUGUGUGUGUAUAUAUAUAUAUAUAUAUAUAUAUAUAUAUAUAUAUAUAUAUAUAAAAAUCAAGAAAGUGGCACAAAAAUCAACAACUGUUCCUUUGUCAUUACAUCGUAUUUUACAAUUUGGUAUGCUGUUCUUCCCACUAUGUACAAAACCAAUGAUCACAAGAAAGAAAAUAAAUAUAUAUGCACAUA
Protopterus annectens (West African lungfish) is the source of this 3395-nucleotide messenger RNA. It is a transcript of the gene STK39, whose product is annotated as serine/threonine kinase 39. Bases 316 to 1938 code for a protein of 540 amino acids. The record is from RefSeq and is a predicted model, not a curated record. Gene Ontology annotation, biological process: protein phosphorylation. Lineage: Eukaryota; Metazoa; Chordata; Ceratodontiformes; Protopteridae. The transcript is spliced from 19 exons. Gene Ontology annotation, molecular function: ATP binding; protein serine/threonine kinase activity; protein serine/threonine kinase activator activity.